AGUGGGGGUCAUGGGAUGCAGAAUCCACCGACAAGGACUCUGAAGACAAAGUGCAACCAGUCAGACGGCGAGACAACGAAAAUGGCCGAUAUGGAGAUGGAGGUUGACGGCAAAAGCUUGGACAGUGGGAAAGAACGAGAGGGAGAGGAGGUGGAGAGUUCAGAGAAGAGCGGGAACGAGGAGGAGAACGGCGAUGUGUCCGGGGAGGAGGAGGAGGACGAGGACGAGGAUGACGACGGGGGAAAGCCUGAAGGGGAAGUCAAGCACAGCGGUGGCGGUGGCGGCGGCGGCGGCGGUGGCAGCAACAGCAAACACAAGAAGAAGAAACACAAGCACCGGAGCAAACACAAGAAACACAAGCACUCGUCCCCCGAGGAGAAGGACCGGCGACACAAGCACCGGCACAAACGCAAGAAACACCGGCGCAAAGACGGCGCCGCCUCGGCCGCCGGCGCCAACAGCGCGGGCAAGGACGCCGCGUCGCCCGCCUCCAAGCGCCCCAAGUUCGACGACAUGGCGGUCCUGGAGGACCUGGAGAAGCAGAGGGCGCUGAUCAAAGCCGAGCUGGACAACGAGCUGAUGGAGGGCAAGGUGCAGUCGGGCAUGGGCCUCAUCCUGCAGGGCUACAACUCGGGCUCCGAGGAGGAGGGCGAGAUUCAGGACCGGGCCCGCAACGGGGAGGCGCAGAGGGGCGCCGCGGGGAAGACCCUCGCCCCCAAGGGGCAGGGCAGCUCGGCCGCCAACAAGGAGGCCAAGCCCCGGCGGGAGUCCACCGACGCCGGCAAGUCCGCGGCCAAGCGGCGCAGCCGGAGCAAGUCCAAGGACCGGGCCGCGAAAGUGCAGAAGUCCGAGAGGAGGAAGAGCAGGAGCGGGGCCGAGCCGGUCGCCAAGGAGAGGACGAAGGCCCGCAGCCGGUCCAAGGAGAGGAAGCGGUCUCGAACCCCGGACCGGAGCAGGGACAGGGCCAAGAGAUCCAAGUCCCCCACCAGCAGGAGGCGCUCUUCCGCGGAGCGGAACCGGCACACGCCGUCUCCGACGGGGGAGGCGGAGCCGGCGGCCCGCGCCAACAAGAGGCCGUCGCCCCCGGCGCCGGCGCCGUCCGGGGAGAGCCGCAUCCGCGGCGGCCGCAAGUCCAAGUCCCCAGAGAGGCGGAGCCGCUCGCGAGACCGCCGGUCCCGGUCCAAGGACCGGAGAGCCAGGCGGUCGGAGGGAGACAAGGACAAAGACAAGGACAGGGAGAGUGUCGGUAACAGGGACAGAGACAGAGAGAGGGACAGGGACAGAGAGAGGGACCGGGACAAGAAGCCGGCCAAGUCCCCGUCCAAGGACGCCUCGUCGGGCAAGGAGAACCGCUCGCCCAGCCGAAAACGGGGCCCCAGCCCCCAGGUGCGGCGGAGCACCUCCCCCAGACGGCGGGACCGCCGCUCCCCGCAGCCCCCGGCCAACGCCCAGGCCGGGGACCGGAGGUCCAAGCAGAGCCGCUCCGCCUCGCGAAACCGCUCCCCCGCCAGGAGGGGGCGCAGUCGGUCGCUGGAGCGCAGGCGUAGGGAGGCGGAGCGUCAGCGCCUGUCGCCCGUCAGGAUGCGGUCGCGGGACGAGGGCGGGGCGCGCCGAGACGCCAGCCCGCCCCGGCGCAGGGUCAGCCGCUCGCCCCUGCGGAGGAGGUCCCGUUCCCCGUGGCGACGCAGCCGCUCGCCGCUCAGACGGAGGUCUCUGGAGCGGGACAGGAUGGGCCGUCGGCAGCGCUGGCGCUCGGGGUCCCGGGAGCGCCGGAGGAGGCGCAGCCGGGACAAGGAGGACAAGUUCAAGGGCAGCCUGUCGGAGGGCAUGAAGGCCGACCAGGAGGAGUCCGACGACGAAGUGCUGGAAGACUUUGAUGUUGAUGAAGAAGACGAAGAGGCCGUUAUCGAGCAGAGACGUCUGCAGAGGCUGGCCAUCGUGCAGAAGUACAAGGCGGUGAACGAGGACAGCAACGUCUCCAUGCCGUCGGAGCCCAGCAGCCCGCAGAGCAGCCCCCGCAGCCGCUCGGCCUCGCCCGACGACAUCCUGGAGCGCGUGGCCGCCGACGUCAAGGAGUACGAGCUGGAGAACGUCGACACCUUCGAGGCCAACAUGAAGGCCAAGCAGAACCUCAUCGCCGUGGAGAAGGACGGAUCCAAUCCAAAAAAGCCAUCGGCACCCGAUAUGUUUACAGAGUCGGACGACAUGUUCGCGGCGUACUUUGAUAGCGCCAGACUCCGAGCCGCCGGCAUAGGGAAGGACUUCAAGGAGAACCCCAACCUCAGGGACAACUGGACGGACGCGGAGGGGUACUACCGGGUGAACAUCGGGGAGGUGCUGGACAAGCGCUACGGGGUGUACGGCUACACGGGCCAGGGCGUGUUCAGCAACGUGAUCCGCGCCCGGGACAUGGCCCGCGCCAGCCAGGAGGUGGCGAUAAAGAUCAUCCGCAACAACGAGCUCAUGCAAAAGACGGGACUGAAGGAGCUGGAGUUCCUCAAGAAGCUCAACGACGCCGACCCCGACGACAAGUUCCACUGCCUGCGGCUCUUCAGACACUUCUACCACAAGCAGCAUCUCUGCCUGGUGUUCGAGCCCCUCAGCAUGAACCUGCGGGAGGUGCUGAAGAAGUACGGGAAGGACGUGGGGCUGCACAUCAAGGCGGUGCGCUCCUACAGCCAGCAGCUCUUCCUGGCCCUCAAGCUGCUGAAGCGCUGCAACAUCCUGCACGCCGACAUCAAGCCCGACAACAUCCUGGUGAACGAGUCCAAAACCAUCCUCAAGCUCUGCGACUUCGGCUCGGCGUCCCACGUCGCGGACAACGACAUCACGCCCUACCUGGUCAGCCGGUUCUACAGGGCGCCUGAAAUCAUCAUUGGGAAACCCUACGAUUACGGGAUUGACAUGUGGUCCGUGGGCUGCACGCUGUACGAACUGUACACGGGCAAGAUCCUCUUCCCCGGGAAGACCAACAACCACAUGAUCAAGCUCGCCAUGGACCUCAAGGGCAAGAUGCCCAACAAGAUGAUCCGAAAGGGGCUGUUCAAGGAUCAGCACUUCGAUCAGAACUUGAACUUCUUGUACAUUGAAGUGGACAAAGUGACCGAAAGGGAAAAAGUGACGGUGAUGAGCACCAUCAACCCCACCAAGGACUUGCUCACGGACAUGAUUGGCUGCCAGCGCCUCCCCGAGGACCAACGCAAGAAGGUGGUCCAGCUCAAAGACCUGCUGGACCAAAUCCUCAUGCUGGACCCCGCCAAGAGAAUCAGCAUCAACCAGGCCCUGCAGCACCCCUACAUCCAAGAGAAGAUCUGACCUGCUCGCCCAGCGCUACUGCAACCACUGCUACUUACUAAGUACUAUGGGUCUGGCAGAGGGGAAAAAACAAACCGAAAAAACAAAAAACUUGAUUUGUUUAGUAACUGCAGAGACUGACUGAAGAGUACCUAGGAAAAGAAACAUUUUUUAAAAAUAGUUAACAUUAUUUUUUUUAUUGUUAUUUUGAUGCACAUACAUACCCGUGUUUUUUGCUUUUAUUAUGAAUUUAUUAAGAAAUCAAAGGGUAGGGGUCCAAAAAAAAAAAAAAUCACAUGUACAUUUCCGUUUUUUGGAUUACUUGCAGGACACCCUCAAAUCAAAACCGGUCUGACUUACAGUUUGGCUUUGGUGGGAAGGUUUGGCUUCGAUGUUUAUGGGCCAUCCGAAUAAAGUUUUAGAGAAGAAAAAAAAAAAUCCCCUUUAUUGCGCUGGAUAAAUAAACCUUUUAUCCUCAUUUUUGAAGUGCUCGUUCUUGGGCCCCUGCAAAAGACCGGUGCUGAAGGCAGUAAUUGAAAAUACGCUUUGUAUGGUUCAGGUUGAGAGAGGGAAGGGUUAUGGUCAUUUAUAGCUUGCCAAGGCUGCACAAGACAGAGCAGAUCGAGUCCCUGAAGAUUGCACACGUCCUUUAUGCAGGGCAGGACGUGUAGCCCUCGCUGUACAGGUGUACAUGCGCAAUGUCUCGUGAGUGUAGACUGCACCAUAUAGGUGUAUAGGAGUGAGGUCUUGUGCGUGUAGACCACACCAUACAGGUGUACUGGCGCUGCACAGGUAGACCUGACUGUACAGGUGUGCACGCACAAGACCUCACUGUACAGGUGUACACGCACGAGACCUCACUGUACAGGUGUGCGUGCACAAGACCUCACCGUACAGGUGUACAAGCAGUAGACCUCGCUGUACAGGUGUACUGGCGCCGUACAGGUGCACACGCGCGAUGUCUGGUGCAGGCUUGGCAGCUGUUGCUGUGUGUGGCGCAGGCCGGCGUAAAUGCUGUCUAUAUCCGCGUCUCCCCCAGGUGUGAGUGCACAGGCCCGGCAGCAUGGCACGCCCGUGGCGUGGGUCUUGUGUCCUCCUUGAGUCCGCCUGCAGGGACGGCCUGCCCUCCUCAGUUAAAGCAGGUUGUGUACCACUUUCAGUACACUGAAGGUAAGCUCCCCAAACCCAUCAACUUCACUGGUGUUCUCGCGCAUUCUAGCACACUGGCAAAAACGAGAGAGAAAAAAAAAUUACUUAAAAAAAAAUAUAUAUAAAUCCAGUCCUGGCUUCUCUGGCAUUUUACUUUGCAUGUGUAAAGAGCAACGCGCAAAAUGGACGAUCACACAAAUUUCAGAAAAAAAAUUUAAAUUUAAAUCGAUGUGCUGAUGGUUUGUUUCAGAUUUUACGCUGUGUUGUAUACCUCACGUCGAUUACAUUUUCUGUCAAUGAAAAUUCAGUUGCAAGUCUGAAUGUAUUUUUUUGGCAAACCAAUAGUGUGCAGAUUUGGGGGGCUGGUGGGACUCGAAGCUCUGAUGGAUGAAGGCGCCUUCAGUGUACUGCUUCUAUUAAUAAAGUUUUUUCAAAUCUUUGCAGAAAUGUGACUUAGUAAGGGGUAGUCUAUCCUUUUCUUUCUGUCAGUUUUUCACCCUUUACUAUAUAUUAAGUGAUCUUAGAAAACUGCAUGUGAGGACUUAAGAUGGCAGUCUCUUAUAUGUUGUGUAAAAUUCUUUGUGUGCUUUUUUUCUUAAAGGCCAUUUAAACUUUUUUCUGUUUUAGUCCUCCUUUGACUCAUGUCUGUGAUCAUGUUGUCUUUUGAUACAGGGAUAUUCCUGCUCUGAUCUUUGCAUCUGCUUGUUACAAGCGGUAAUUGCUUCUUUACUAUUUCCCCUUGUAUUGUAUUGUUGAACCAUCUUCUGGGCGUCCUUGG
This is a messenger RNA of Anguilla rostrata (American eel), 5221 nucleotides long. RefSeq names its product pre-mRNA processing factor 4Ba (gene prpf4ba). NCBI's taxonomy places the organism in Eukaryota, Metazoa, Chordata, Actinopteri, Anguilliformes, Anguillidae. The transcript is spliced from 16 exons. The record is from RefSeq and is a predicted model, not a curated record. Gene Ontology annotation, molecular function: protein serine/threonine kinase activity; ATP binding. The coding region runs from base 16 to 3315 and encodes 1099 amino acids. Gene Ontology annotation, biological process: peptidyl-threonine phosphorylation; peptidyl-serine phosphorylation; mRNA cis splicing, via spliceosome.